GUGAGGGGCCUCAGCACCAGUGAGAAGGACUGAGCGUGAGAGGAAGUUCAACGUUAGGGCGUGGUGCACUAACCAACAGUUAUAUCAGACCGGCAGAUGCUGUGCUCUGUUUGACUCCGAUUGGAUGUGGUACGCAAGAUCAAAAUGAACAGCAAGAUCUUAUUACGGGGGGCCGCCUUUUUUCUGUUACUCGUCUUCAGAAGUUUUGCAGCUGAGAACGUGACAGAAACAGAGACCCCAGCACCAAUGACGAGCCCCACACCUCCGUUUAAUAACACUGAACACACAGACGAGGAUAACCUGAAAACAACAGAGGUGACAAUGAGCCCAGAAGAAGAGGAUUCUAACCUCACCCUAACUGCAGCAAACACUGAAGACUCUACAGAAUCCCCUUUGCCAUCCUCGGUGACCUCCAAAAAGACGUCUGCCGCACACCCGACCCUUAACACCACCACCUCCAGAAUUGAGGCCGCCAGACCUGUAAAGUGGGACAAGAAAUGGGACGAACCGUUUAAUUACAAUUACUCCAGUCUACGUCAUGUAGGGUUAACCAUCGCCGCAGUUCUCUUUGUGAUGGGAAUCAUGGUGCUUGGUUGUGGCAAAGUGAAACGAAUCCCACGGUGUCAUAUUGGCAAAGGAAGUUCAUACGAGGUGACCAGAAGUUAACACUUUCCCGGCAUUGAUCAGCUGGCCCAGCAAAU
This is a messenger RNA of Carassius auratus (goldfish), 701 nucleotides long. Its product is annotated as FXYD domain-containing ion transport regulator 5-like. The record is from RefSeq and is a predicted model, not a curated record. Gene Ontology annotation, molecular function: sodium channel regulator activity. Bases 145 to 666 code for a protein of 173 amino acids. NCBI's taxonomy places the organism in Eukaryota, Metazoa, Chordata, Actinopteri, Cypriniformes, Cyprinidae. Gene Ontology annotation, cellular component: membrane. The transcript has 9 exons. Gene Ontology annotation, biological process: regulation of sodium ion transmembrane transporter activity.